GGAAGUUUAUUUAUGUACAUUUUUGCGUGUGAUUCAUCGGAAUUUGGAAGGAAACGAAAAUUUUCUCUCAAUUUUGUGCGUUCUUUUAUUAGUUUUGGACAAAAAUCUAUUUGUUUCUGUUGAGUAUUUUUUGUGAUCUAAAGAGGAAAAUCAAAGUGAAACAUGGGCCUUUUCGGGAAAUCGCAGGAACGAAAUCCAAAGGACAUGGUUCAAGAGUGGUCUUCAAAGCUCAGGAAGGAAUCCUAUGCCCUGGAUCGACAAAUUCGAUCGAUUCAACGAGAGGAAGACAAAAUUAAACGAUCGCUAAAGGAAGCGGCGAAGAAAAAUGAUAAGGAAGUUUGUACGAUUUUAGCAAAGGAGAUUAUUCGGUCCCGAAAAGCAGUGAACAAGAUCUACACCAGUAAGGCUCACAUAAAUUCGGUGCAACUGCAAAUGAAGAACCAGCUAGCAACGGUGCGGGUAGCAGGAUCGUUGUCCAAGUCUACCGAGGUGAUGCAGGCCAUGCAAUCACUGGUGAAGCUUCCGGAAGUGGCAGCUUCGAUGCGGGAAAUGUCCAAAGAGAUGAUGAAAGCUGGAAUAAUCGAAGAAAUGAUCGAUGAAACGAUGGAAUCGCUGGAGGACGUUGAGGAGAUGGAAGAAGAGGCACAGAAGGAAAUUGAUAAGGUCCUAUGGGAAAUCACGGCUGGCAAAUUGGGCGAGGCCCCGGCAGCUCCGAUGGCAGCCCCAGCGAAAGAAGGCGAAGCAUCCGGUGUGUCGGCCACAGUGGAAGCUGAAGACGACGAGGACGACAUGAAGGACAUGCAGAGUCGAUUACAGGCGCUGCGGUCGUAAAGAGCUGUGACUAUUUUGUUUCUUAGUUUACUAAGAUAAUUACAGGUAAGUCUACUUAGAUAACUUUGGCAGAGCUUUUUGCUGGAGGGUAGCUCGUUCCCACUUUCGCACCCUUUCAAAAUAUAUCGGUUUGUACAUAUUUUCACGCGUAAGAAAAUGAAAGUCAGACUUAGAAGCGAUACGUUCUUUGGAUUUGUGAGUUUUGGAGGGAUGCCAGAAAAGGCACAGUAAGGAGGGAUGUUCCGUAAUCGAAAGAAAACUUCAGUGAAAAUGUAUUAAAUUAUAAUGGAAAGUUUAAGAUAUAUUUAGACUAAUACACUUAAAUAUAUUUGAUCACUGA
Aedes albopictus (Asian tiger mosquito) is the source of this 1171-nucleotide messenger RNA. It is a transcript of the gene Vps24, whose product is annotated as charged multivesicular body protein 3. Bases 163 to 831 code for a protein of 222 amino acids. NCBI's taxonomy places the organism in Eukaryota, Metazoa, Arthropoda, Insecta, Diptera, Culicidae. The transcript has 2 exons. The record is from RefSeq and is a predicted model, not a curated record. Gene Ontology annotation, cellular component: ESCRT III complex; multivesicular body. Gene Ontology annotation, biological process: endosome transport via multivesicular body sorting pathway; late endosome to vacuole transport; protein transport.